AUGGCAACGAUGACGAUGCAGCUGGGUGGGCUGAUACUGGCCGUGCUGGGCUGGCUGGGCUCCAUCCUCACCUGCGCGCUGCCCAUGUGGAAGGUGACGGCCUUCAUUGGCUCCAACAUCGUGGUGGCCCAGGUCUUCUGGGAAGGGCUGUGGAUGAACUGCGUGUACGAGAGCACGGGGCAGAUGCAGUGCAAGGUCUAUGACUCCCUGCUGGAGCUCACUUCUGACCUGCAAGUGGCUCGCGCCUUGGUGAUCACCUCCAUCUUCGUGGCCUUCUUCGCCUUCCUCACCGCCAUCUCGGGCGCAGACUGCACCCGCUGCGUGGAUGACAAGAGCACCAAGACCAGGAUCUCCAUCAUGGCAGGUGCCAUUUUCGUGCUGGCCAGCAUCAUGCUGCUCAUCCCUGUCUCCUGGUCUGCUAACAGCAUCGUCAGCAACUUCUACAACCCCAUGGUGCCUGAGGCCCUCAAGAGGGAGCUGGGGGCUGCCCUCUACAUUGGUUGGGCCUCCAGUGCCCUCCAGCUCUUUGGCGGGGGCCUCCUGUGCUGCUCGGGACCCCCGUCCCAGCAGGACCCCUACCCCAAGAAGUACAGGGCGGUGAAGAGCUGCAGCCCGAUGAGCUACGCCAUGAAAGACUACGUGUGA
Pygoscelis adeliae (Adelie penguin) is the source of this 645-nucleotide messenger RNA. Its product is annotated as claudin-4-like. Gene Ontology annotation, biological process: bicellular tight junction assembly; cell adhesion. NCBI's taxonomy places the organism in Eukaryota, Metazoa, Chordata, Aves, Sphenisciformes, Spheniscidae. Gene Ontology annotation, molecular function: structural molecule activity. Gene Ontology annotation, cellular component: bicellular tight junction; plasma membrane. The record is from RefSeq and is a predicted model, not a curated record. The transcript has a single exon. The coding region runs from base 1 to 645 and encodes 214 amino acids.